GACAACAACCAGUUGAUCUGGUUUCUCAACAUGAAGACGAUUUCUAAGUCAAUUUUCGUUUUAUUCUUAUUACUAAAUAUAUUUUUAUUUUCAUUGGAAGACGAUCAAGGAAAGUUUGACGUUGUUUCCACGACGCAAAAACCUCCUGACUCCCUCAAAUCCGAAGAAACACUGUUGAAGCAGUUUGAAAACUUUCAAGAAAAUAUUAAGGAUAAAAUAAAAGCUCUCGAAUCAGCGAACGCCUUGCAAUUAGAACAGUUAACGCAUCGUCUAGAAGCUCUCGAAUCCACAAACAAUUUAAAAUUGCAAGAUGGUCGAAGGGUUCUUUACUCAAAACAAGAAGAAUUAUUUUGUCUUAAGCAACAAUCGGGAGACAAUCUUCCACGUAACUGUAGAGAAGUCAAAGAGAGAGGUUACGACUUUUCUACGACUUACCCGAUUAAACCAGACUUUGCGCCUAAAGCCACAAGAGUUCGAUGUGACUUAGAAAAACAUGGAGGGGGAUGGACAUACAUUCUAAAUAGGUUUGAUGGAUCACAAAGUUUUGACUUUGAUAUAGAAGAAUAUAAAAACGGAUUUGGUAAACUUUCGGGUGAGUUUUGGCUGGGUUUAGAUAACAUUAAUUAUUUAACUGGUUAUAAAGUCAACGAAUUGCUGGUAGAACUCGUAGACUGGAACGACACAUUAGUGUUCGCCCAUUAUGAUCGAUUCAGAGUGGGCAAUGAAGACGAAGAUUACAUAAUGACUGUGUCAGGGUAUAACGGUACCGCUGGAGAUUCGCUGGGUGGCAGUACCAAUAUGAAAUUUAGUACAAAAUCGAAAGACUUUGAUAGCUGGCCCUCAGGAAGUUGUGCUAAAACAUUCGACUCAAGUUGGUGGUUCCAGGACUGUAUGGGUUGUCUUCUCACGGGAAAGUACUUGAAAGGCAAUGUUUCGAGCGAGCAGAGAGGUAAAAUUAUGUACUGGCACAAAUUCCAAGGGAGCAUAUAUAGUCUCAAGGAAGCUAGAAUGAUGGUUAGACCUAGAAUUUAACCAAAUGACUAGAUAUGAUGGAAGCAGCACAUUUUUUUUAACUGUAUGUGUGACAUAAUAAUAAAACCAACCUUAAUACUUAAA
Molecule: messenger RNA, 1116 nt
Organism: Zophobas morio
Lineage: Eukaryota; Metazoa; Arthropoda; Insecta; Coleoptera; Tenebrionidae
Product: ficolin-2-like
Exons: 4
Coding region: 31-1032 (333 amino acids)
Source: RefSeq, a predicted model, not a curated record